AUGGGUAAUCUGACCACAAUCAAAGAAUUCCUCCUGCUGGGAUUCGGGAGUCUCCACGGGUUACAGUUUUUUCUUUUUGGGCUAUUUCUGGGAAUGUAUGUAGUGACUUUGCUGGGGAACCUUCUUAUCCUUAUCGUCAUUUCUCUUGAUCGUAACCUCCAAACCCCCAUGUACUUCUUUCUGUCCAAUUUCUCCUUCCUUGAGAUCUGGUACACUACCUCUAUUGCUCCUAAGAUGCUGCAGACCCUUCUCUUCGGUCCCAGGGUGAUUUCUUUUGUGGGCUGUGUGGUCCAGUUUUACUUCUUCGGCUCCAUGGCAGUAGUUGAGUGCUUCCUUCUGACCGCCAUGUCUUACGACCGCUACCUUGCCAUCUGCAGCCCCCUGCAGUACCCAUCGCUCAUGAACCUCCACACGUGUGUCCUGCUUGCAGGCGGGUCUUGGCUGGGUGGCUUCCUAACGCCUGUGGUCACUGUUGCCAUGACUUUUCAGCUGCCAUUCUGUGCAACCUAUAAGAUCGACCACUUCUUCUGUGACCUGGCCCCUGUGCUGAAGCUGGCCUGCUCUGAUACUGAGACCGUGGAGAAAACCACCUUCCUCCUGGCCUCCUUCGUCACCAUGGUGCCCUUCUUACUCACCGUAGCCUCCUAUAUGCACAUUGUGGCUGCUGUCCUCAGGAUUCCAUCAGCUGCAGGAAAGCAACGAGCCUUCGCCACCUGCUCCUCCCACCUCACAGUGGUCACUCUGUACUACGGAACACUGGGAACAGUGUAUGCCAUCCCCACAGCAACCCAGACUGCUGUCCUGAACAAGAUCUUCUCCUUGUUCUACACUGUGGUCACUCCCAUGGUCAACCCCAUCGUGUACAGCCUGAGAAACAAGGAUGUUCAAGAGGCAGUGAGACGGCUUAUGAGUCAGUGGGCAUCUGCUAAGGGGAGCUCAGGGCCCCCACCACCCCCAGGGAGUCUUUUUGUUCUCAGAACAGCCUGGGCUUCUAUGAAGGACGCCAAGCACUAG
Messenger RNA from Dama dama (fallow deer), 1014 nucleotides. RefSeq names its product olfactory receptor 6N1-like. Gene Ontology annotation, biological process: G protein-coupled receptor signaling pathway. The record is from RefSeq and is a predicted model, not a curated record. The transcript has a single exon. Gene Ontology annotation, molecular function: olfactory receptor activity; G protein-coupled receptor activity. Lineage: Eukaryota; Metazoa; Chordata; Mammalia; Artiodactyla; Cervidae. Bases 1 to 1014 code for a protein of 337 amino acids. Gene Ontology annotation, cellular component: membrane.